AGCUUAAGACCGUUAGACAGCCCGAAAAGAGUACUUGAGAACUGGCUUCUCUAAAAAUAAAAAGAUUUUAAUAUUUCUCUUUUUUCUAUUAUCCUUUUCGGCAGCUAGAUAAGUUCCACCACAGUAUUUUGAGAAAAUGUCCGCAAAGGCUACAAAAACUUCCAGGUUAAGAUCUGCACACAGUUCCACAGUUAGCUUUGAAGUUCUAGGUCAUCAACUUCAGUUUUUCCAGGAUCCCAGUUUGAAGCAUUUAGGUGCUACUGUUUGGGAUGCAUCUGUGGUUUUAGUAAAAUUUCUGGAAAGAGAUAGUCGGUUUUCUCCAUCUGAAUUGAGAGGAAAGCGUGUGAUUGAACUAGGGGCAGGUUGUGGCGUAGCAGGAUUUGGCAUGGCAUUUCUUGGAUGUGACGUAGUUUCAACUGAUGUAGCUGAGAUUUUGCUGUUGCUAAUGAAAAAUAUGGAGCUUAACCCUUCCACCAUAAUGCAGAGUACAGCCUCAGAGGUUGCAGAGCUGGACUGGGGUAAUGAAAAUCAGAUGAAGGCCAUUGGCGGUGGCCUUCGAUUCGACUAUAUCAUUGAGACUGAUGUUGUAUAUGAAGAGCAUCAAUUUGAACCACUUCUGCAGACAAUAAUUAAACUUUCUGGACCAGAGACGACAGUUUUGUUGGGGUAUGAAAUCCGAUCAACAAAUCUCCAUGAAAAGAUGCUUGAGAUGUGGAAGAGAAAUUUUGAGGUCCAAGCUGUUCCAAAGGAAGAGAUGGAUGGUACCUACCAACACCCAAGUAUCCAGAUUUACAUAAUGUGCUCAAAAAAACAAGCAAAUGCUUCAGAAAUUGGAGUCAAUCAAGAUGAUGUAAAUAACUAAGAAAAACAUGUAGUGCAACUACUUUUAUUUACUUUAUAAUAAUGUAACAUUUAAAGUCACUUUCUUAUCAUUGUCGCUGAAAUGCUUUGGUCUCUUAA
Messenger RNA from Lycium barbarum (goji berry), 960 nucleotides. RefSeq lists its product as uncharacterized. NCBI's taxonomy places the organism in Eukaryota, Viridiplantae, Streptophyta, Magnoliopsida, Solanales, Solanaceae. The transcript is spliced from 9 exons. The coding region runs from base 137 to 862 and encodes 241 amino acids. The record is from RefSeq and is a predicted model, not a curated record.